Zingiber officinale is the source of this 1234-nucleotide messenger RNA. RefSeq lists its product as uncharacterized. The record is from RefSeq and is a predicted model, not a curated record. The coding region runs from base 199 to 1011 and encodes 270 amino acids. The transcript has 8 exons. NCBI's taxonomy places the organism in Eukaryota, Viridiplantae, Streptophyta, Magnoliopsida, Zingiberales, Zingiberaceae.
CGACGUUGGUGGGUUGCUACCGGCCUGUUACCAACCUACCGUUCCGCCUGUACCUGCAGAGAUCGCGAGAGGGAAAGUUCGGGGUCCGAGUGUCCGAAGAAUCCUCCUCCAUCCAAAUCUCUUCUCGUCUUCCUCGUUCUUCAAUUCGAGAAGGACAUCAACAUGUGCUUGGUGACUUACUUCUAAGAAAUCAUAGGGAUGUUGUCUGGCCAUGCUAUUGGUUUUCAUGGAAGAAGUGAAUCUGAUGAACUUUUAUUGGAAGAUCCUGUAUCCGAGGUCGGUGAUGAAGAAGAAACAUCUGGAAAGGUGAUAUAUGCAGCCUCCUUUGAGGAGCUUUCUAGAAACCACGUGCAGUAUGAUACAGUUGUAUGGGUCCUAAUAUCGCUGUUGCUUGUUUUGGCCUGUGGAGUUGGUAUUGUUAUGCUCUUGUACCUUCCUGUCAGAAGAUAUGUGCUCCAGAAGGAUAUUGCUUCACGUAGACUUUAUAUCACAUCGGAUGAAAUAGUCUACAAGGUCACGAGACCAUCUAUUUUGCCCUUAUUAGGGUUGAUCAAGGUUGAACAACGCAUUCCUCUUCAUGUAGUUAUUGGCAUUGUUAUUGAGCAAGGUUGCUUGCAAUCUAUUUAUGGAGUACAUACUUUUAGGAUUGAAUGUAUAACUCAUGGAAAAGCUGCACCUGUGGGCGAACUGCAGUUUCAAGGUGUUUCCAACCCAAGACUACUAAGAAAGGUUAUUAUUCUAGAAGCAACAAAGAGGAUUCAGGAAGUUGGUAAUUGGAAGCUUACAUCAUUUUCUGGGGAUGUAUUGCCAACACUGACUAUGAGAUCAUUGACUGAUGUUUCAAAUUCAAACAGAUGGAGAUCUCCAAGCAUGAAGGUCAAGGCUUCACCAAGACAUGCAUUUUCUGAGGCUAGGGGUGUUGUGUCCGGUGAUCUGUUGCUGCAUAAAAUUGAAGAAGUCAAGGAAUCUGUGCAAAAACUGGGAUCUAUGCUUGUGCAAUCCAAUGCUUAAGGUGUCCGUCUUGCGCCAACUAAUCCUAGGGUGUAUAGUCUGGCUUUGGGAAGCGCGAGUGAUUUCGAAGUUGACAGUCACUCACACGAGAAGUUCGAUCAUGGGUGUAUACCCGCAGCCUAACAUAGCAUGACGUUCACAAGUCUAGCUAAUCUAUGUUCCUAUAGAAUUUUCAUGUUUAUGCUUACUCUACCCUUAAAAUAACAUUUUAAAACUUUAAAUC